UUGCAAUUUCGUAUCACUAGUCUCAGUGAAUCCUAUUUAGUUAUAUUUCAGUGGCACGAUGAUGGCACACAGGAGAAAACUCCGGAUGAAAUCGGCAAAGAAGUGAAUCGAACGCUCGAACUACUGACGCCACCACCUGAGAGCGAUGAGUCAACUUCGGAGGGUCCUGAUACUAUGAAAAAGACCACAGCGGUCGGAGGGACUUCGGAGAGCAGAGCUGAUAAAGGAUCCCCUCGUACGACAACAGGCCAAGGAGUGACGUUCCCAGAAGAAGUUACGCACCGACCUAGGAAGGGACAAAGUCAGUUGUGUUCAUUGUGGACGCUUCAUCGCCUGCAGCGAAAGAAGGAUGGAAGAACAAAUACUUUGAUAGAAUAUGUAUCGGCUGGCACGGAUCUAGCUACAUAUCAAGCGUACGAGUUAGCUAAAAACCUUCUUCUCAAAGAAGAAAGCAAACAUAAAAGUGUGAUCAUUAUCUCAAAUGGUCAAAGUACCACGUGCCGCAAACCUGGAGUUGAAGCAGGGGAUGAGAAGAAAAUUGCCGAAAAGUGGCACGAUGAUGGCACACAGGUGAUUUAUCUCGGCAUCGGAGAGCCCGUGAACAAAACGAAUAUGGAGACGAUUGCGAAUGGGACGGAUAAUGUGAUAGGUAUACCUGACAUCACAGAGGUCAGCCUACUGUUUGUACUCAAGCAGCUUCACAAACCAAUUACUGAUAUUCAGGAGAAAACUCCGGAUGAAAUCGGCAAAGAAGUGAAUCGAACGCUCGAACUACUGACGCCACCACCUGAGAGCGAUGAGUCAACUUCGGAGGGUCCUGAUACUAUGAAAAAGACCACAGCGGUCGGAGGGACUUCGGAGAGCAGAGCUGAUAAAGGAUCCCCUCGUACGACAACAGGCCAAGGAGUGACGUUCCCAGAAGAAGUUACGCCACCGCCUAUAGGUGAACCGUUGGAGAAGGGAAAAAGUACCACGAAGGACGUCUCGGAAGGCGGAACUGAUGAAGGAUCCCAAGGUGGGACAACAGGCAAACGUGUGACGUUCCCAGGAGAAAGCACAGAAAGUGGCACCACCAAACCGUCGGAGAAAGGAGCCACGGAGGACGACAGCCGCAAACGUAGCACAACGAAGGAAGGACCAGAAAUUGGAAAGACACCAUUCCCCUUGCCGCCAGACACGACAUCUGAAGGGACAAAGUCAGUUGUGUUCAUUGUGGACGCUUCAUCGCCUGCAGCGAAAGAAGGAUGGAAGAACAUAGUCGAACUUGUGGUGGGAACGGCAAAAGGGCUGAAGAAUGCGAGAGAAGCGGUUGUGGUUAUAGCUUGUCCGGCUGAAAUCGUCGUGCCCAUGGGCACCCACUCCUCAUUGAAACUGAGAAAUACUUUGAUAGAAUAUGUAUCGGCUGGCACGGAUCUAGCUACAUAUCAAGCGUACGAGUUAGCUAAAAACCUUCUUCUCAAAGAAGAAAGCAAACAUAAAAGUGUGAUCAUUAUCUCAAAUGGUCAAAGUACCACGUGCCGCAAACCUGGAGUUGAAGCAGGGGAUGAGAAGAAAAUUGCCGAAAAGUGGCACGAUGAUGGCACACAGGUGAUUUAUCUCGGCAUCGGAGAGCCCGUGAACAAAACGAAUAUGGAGACGAUUGCGAAUGGGACGGAUAAUGUGAUAGGUAUACCUGACAUCACAGAGGAGAAAACUCCGGAUGAAAUCGGCAAAGAAGUGAAUCGAACGCUCGAACUACUGACGCCACCACCUGAGAGCGAUGAGUCAACUUCGGAGGGUCCUGAUACUAUGAAAAAGACCACAGCGGUCGGAGGGACUUCGGAGAGCAGAGCUGAUAAAGGAUCCCCUCGUACGACAACAGGCCAAGGAGUGACGUUCCCAGAAGAAGUUACGCCACCGCCUAUAGGUGAACCGUUGGAGAAGGGAAAAAGUACCACGAAGGACGUCUCGGAAGGCGGAACUGAUGAAGGAUCCCAAGGUGGGACAACAGGCAAACGUGUGACGUUCCCAGGAGAAAGCACAGAAAGUGGCACCACCAAACCGUCGGAGAAAGGAGCCACGGAGGACGACAGCCGCAAACGUAGCACAACGAAGGAAGGACCAGAAAUUGGAAAGACACCAUUCCCCUUGCCGCCAGACACGACAUCUAAUAAAACAAAAUCAGUUGUCUUCAUUGUGGACGCUUCAUCGCCUGCUUUGGUAGCUGCAUGGGAACAGGUGAGUCGCUCUGAGUAG
Messenger RNA from Cooperia oncophora, 2235 nucleotides. The record is from the annotation of a GenBank genome assembly. NCBI's taxonomy places the organism in Eukaryota, Metazoa, Nematoda, Chromadorea, Rhabditida, Trichostrongylidae.